AUGGCCAGCAUCGGCGAGCUCGUGAUCGUGGCUCACAAGUUCAUCACGGCCCCGCAGGCAAGCGCGCAGAGCUUCUGCAACGUGAUCAAGCUGGGCACUUUCUGCCGAACCGUGGUUUGGCCAUGCCUGCCGCCCCUGCUCAUGUACCAGUACAUCCGUGGCACGGACGACGACAUGUACGCGGUCGAUGUCCUCUAUUCCAAGUCUGGCUCCAAAGAAACCAAAGCCUUCUACGACGCAUCCCGCAUGAAGGGGUCCGGCCACUGGCGCAUGCAACAGGACUUGGAGACGAUCCGGGCGGCCGCCAACGCUGAGACCGGCCUGAUUCAUGAGAAGCUGUUUGCAAACAGCGGCGGGUUUCGUUGGUUGAUGUUGGCUCUACGUCUCUACGUUUUGCUUGUUGUGUGGUCGCGGUGCGAAAAGCGGAUAGGUGGUCCAAGCAGCCUCACAGGCUUCGUGGCGCGGCGAUUAGUCCCUGAGCUACUGAGCUAUUGCAGCUACUGGUUACAGACGGCGAAGCUCCGCGACGUUCUCCAGUGCCUGGCUGGGGGCUACAAGAAGCGCAUCCCUGACGAAGAUUCGGGCGUCCGAGCUUCGCACGAUGCAAAGCAAGGCAGCCCAUUUCCCAACGGGGCCGGCAAGUGCCGCGAGAUCGUCAAGAACAGCCUCAGGGUCAAGGCUGGCCACCACAGCGAAGCCACGUGUCAGGCCGCAUGGGCAAACAAGACCUGGUACCGGCUUGCCGACUGCUGGGACUCAGGGAUGACGGCAGAUGAGAAGGCACGCUGCUCGAUUUCGCCCAUCAACCUCGUUCCAGAAAUGGCCGGCACUGCCGCGGGCGGCUCGCUGAGCUUCAACAUGGCCCCUGUGAAGGGUGUGACAGUGACGCCAAGCAACUAUACCUUGGAUGCCCUGCCCAACAUGUUCGCCGUGCCUGGGGCCAUCACCAACUUUGGGAGCAUUCAGGCACGUUGCGGGGGUUUCCUCAUGCACAAGAUCUCCGUGAAGCCGAUAUCUUCCCACAAGUACAAUGGCAAGCACUAUGCUGCAGAGAUUCAGGUAGAAGCCAUCAUGGACGGCGAUGGGUUCAACAAGCUUGCGCAACAUUCUGGGGCCGCUCUGUACAAACACCUUGCUUGCGAAACGAGGUGCACGCCGGAGGAGGGGGAGAUGAACACAGCUCUGGUGGUCAUGGAGAUGAAGGCCAUGAUGCCAGUGGCGGUGACCACAGCUCUGGAGACGGUCACGAUUCUAGCGGUGAUCAUGGGGAUGGCGGGCACAGCGGUGGUGAUCACAGCUCUGAUGAGCACGGGGAUGGCAGCACUGGUGGCGAUCACAGCACAGACGGUGGCCACAGCACGGACGGUGGCCACAGCACGGAUGGUGGCCACAGCACGGACGGUGGCCACAGCACGGAUGGUGACCACAGUACGGACGGUGGCCACAGCACGGAUGGUGGCCACAGUACGGAUGGUCACGGCACUGGGGACGCUGGCCUCAAUUCUUGGGCAUAAGUUGCAUGAGGUGACUGCGGGAGUAAUGCUGAGUCAUGUGACUACCCACUACCCACCGAGGGGCACCGGCGUUUGGCAUCAGGGCUUCCAUCGUGUGAUCAUGAGCAUCCCUGUGGAGAUCGGCACUGAGAACGCGCUGCUCCGCGAGUUGGGCUUGCCUUUCGACGCGUAUAGGGACUCGAUCAGCGCCAUGCACCCCUACACCAUCGAGAACACCGUGAACCUUCGUGGUGCUCUUUCGAAGGCACUUGAUGGGCCCUGGAUGUGGUACAGAGGUGGGAUGGUGACGCCUGGAUGCCCUGACUGGGGCGUUCGCUGGCUGUUGCUCCAGACCCCGCUCCAAGCAAGCUUUUUGCAGCUGAACUACCUGGAUAUGAAGGUGUCUGGAAUGGACUCCACCCGGAUUUUUCCUGUUGAGAUGGAUGAUGCGGCAUACAAGGCCGCCCUGUCCUUUGCUCUUAAGGCCACGGUGUUCAAGCAGAGCUUGCCAAAGAUGGCGGUGGACAAGUACAGCUCCUGCACGGCGCACGAGGAGUGGAACUAUGACAAUCCCAGCUGCUGGGCCCAAGAGCACCCCAUCUGCGCUCAAGGAGCGCUGCAAUCUCCGAUCCACAUCGAGAGGCCGACGGUGACGACGGUGGGCAAGGAUAACUUCCUCAACAAGUGCAGCUGGCGUCCGGUGACAGGCCUUCACGUCGUGAACUACGGCAAGGGCCUCGUCAUUCCGACCAACCAGAUGGGCAGCGUGUCUGAUGUAUCACAGGACGGUUUCCCCGACUUCUAUGAGGUGGCACAGAUACAGCUGCACAUGCCCUCUGAGCACAUGAUCGAUGGAAAGAGCUUUGCUGCGGAACUCCAGGUCGUGCACAGGCAUCAAGCGACGGUGACGCAGGACGUCAACAGUGCGGACUCCCUUCCCUUCGUCACGGCUUCUUUUCUGUUCCAGAUGGGCGAGAAAGACAGUUGCCGGACAUGCACUGGCUAUGUUCCGGGCGCAAGGAUUGCCUUUAUCAAGAAGCCUGGCAGGUUGUUUACAGAGGGUCCUCGAUUUGUGUGGCAGAAGCAUUACUCAGGUCAGCUUCUGAAGCAGUGCCUGGGCAUGGAACGAGAAGCUCAAGUGCUUGUGGUCAUCGUGUCUCUGAGGUUCUUCCUGCCAGGUGAGAAUGACAUGGCGAUCGAUCUGAUGCGCUCUCUUGGGCCAGCCCUCAACGGUGACUUCUACAGCUACAUGGGGAGCUCCACGACACCAGACUGCUUCCAGCAGAACAAGUGGUUCGUGUUCGACCACGUUUUCAGCAUGUCCAUGGAGCAGUGGGCGACCUUCAAGGCCAUGUUCCCGAGCCCGGGCAACAACCGGCCCAUCCAGCCGAUCCGAAGCCACCACAUCGAAAAGAACUCAUUCCAGGACGGUGAGCCGAAGCAGUUCGACUUCUUCCUAGGACGGCAUGAAGCACGAGAUCGGUUCCUCCCCGGGGAGUUUUUCAUCCUUGUCCCGAUUGUCGCGACGUUGGUCUUGAUGGCGGUCAUCAUGCUCUCAAUCUUUAAGCGCGACGUCGUCGGCGGGAAGAGCAACAUGUCGACCCUAGCGGAGACCAUUGGCAACAGCAUGGGCUACAGCCAAGUGUGA
Messenger RNA from Symbiodinium natans, 3141 nucleotides. NCBI's taxonomy places the organism in Eukaryota, Dinophyceae, Suessiales, Symbiodiniaceae. The record is from the annotation of a GenBank genome assembly.